This is a messenger RNA of Amoebophrya sp. A25, 1149 nucleotides long. The record is from the annotation of a GenBank genome assembly. NCBI's taxonomy places the organism in Eukaryota, Dinophyceae, Syndiniales, Amoebophryaceae.
GUUUUGCGAUAGAAUGGGUGGGAAAAGAGGCACCUCUAUGGUAUUUAAGUAGUGGCUGGAUCUGAUGAAACUAUAGCAGCUUAAACUUAAUUAUUUAUAGUACCUGUGGGCCAUAUAGUACACGUUUUUUAAGUCAGAGUAGCUGCUUACACGUUCGAUGUUGUGACGCUUCCGAUUUUCCUCAUACUGAAGAUAUUAAUUAUAUUAUUGUCGGACGAAAAAUGGGCGGCAAGGCUUCAAAAGCGGUCGCCUUGGGAGUGCAGUGGACGCGCUUCAAAUGCGAAGUAGAAAGUUUCUUUAAUGACUUUGGUGAGAAGAACCGCAACUACAAGAACAAGCGCCAAGAAGCCCAAAGUUUUUUUAUGAAAGCCAGGACUUUUCAGCACAACAUACAAGCAAGCCACUGGAGAUCGGGUCUGCGUGCUCCCAAAAAGUCCGAACUGUUUCGUGGGGUUUUGCAACAUGUCUUCAAUGACUGCCGUCCCGGGUGGGACUCUCGACCGAGUACUAGGAUUAAUAUGCGGCUGUUUAGUAUUAUUCGGGCCGAGUAGUGAAUGUCGAUGCGUGGGCGAUUUCUGAGUCUGUCAAAAGUGUGUUUCCUCUUUUAUGUCUAUUUCGUCUUUAAUAUCUUCCUCAGGUAUUUGCGAGCCGAUGGGAAAGACGGAGUGGAAGUAUGAGGUGGAUCAACCUGGUCCCCUAUUUCCAGGAGAUGAGCUUACCCUUCCAGAGCACAAAUAUGACCGAUUUAGCAAAACCGUGGCAAGCGAAAAGAAGGACGAUAAAACAGUAGACGAGAAGAUCAUCGUCGACCAGUUAGAUACGACAUACGACAAGGGAAAAGGGGUGGAUGUAUUGGUGAUUUGCGUUUCGUACGUUCGAAUGAUUGACGGGGAGCCCUUUUCGGUCGAUGAGGUAAUCUUUGAGCACCUACGUGGGCGUCGUCGUGAAGAUGGUGUGUGGUUGGAAGGGCAGUGGCGAUGGAGAUCGCCACUCAGCGGAAAAGUUAUGGCAUUUGAGGGAAGCUUUUCGUUUUCAUCUACUUAUGCUACUUUUUCUCUUCCCACCACGUUCAAACCUGCACUUUCUAGGCUCCAGGCUUCGCUGUGGAACGGACAGCUGCGCGGGUACUCAUCAUCAGCAUAGCGGCUU